CUAAUCAUUUCUAGAUUUCUUGAUUAUUAAGUUUUCAUCCUAUAUAUAUAUAUAUAAAUAUCAUGGCUUCUAAUCAAGACGCCAAAAUUUCUCUCCCUCCUGUCAGUAAUAUGGAGAGACAAAUGAGCCUAGAGCCAGAAGAAAAGGAAUUCGACUACUCAAAACGAUCCCAAUGGCUCCGGGCUGCGGUUUUGGGGGCCAACGAUGGGCUAGUUUCGACAGCAUCAUUAAUGAUAGGUGUUGGAGCUGUAAAACAAGACAUCAAGGCCAUGAUUCUAACAGGGUUUGCUGGAUUAGUGGCCGGAGCAUGUUCCAUGGCCAUAGGUGAAUUUGUGUCGGUUUACUCUCAACUCGACAUAGAAAAGGCUCAAAUGAAGAGAGAAAAGGAAAGGGUAGUUGGUAUAGAAAGUUUAAAAGAUGAAGGAGAGAAAGAGGGUUUGCCUAGUCCAAUACAAGCAGCUGCUGCAUCAGCCCUAGCAUUUUCAGUGGGUGCAAUGGUGCCACUGUUGGCUGCCUACUUCAUAAGAGAGUACAGGGUUAGGAUGUGGGUGGUGGCCGCUGCUGUCAGCCUUGCUUUGGUGGUGUUUGGAUGGUUAGGGGCAGCGAUAGGGAGAGCACCGGCAGCCAGGUCCGCAAUAAGGGUUUUGAUUGGUGGUUGGUUGGCCAUGGCCAUAACAUUUGGUUUAACAAAGUUGAUCGGUUCUAGAGAGCUAUAAAUUAGAAAGAAUUAAGCUAAUUGUACUAAAAUAUUUUGACAGAAUCAAGCGUUGAGGUGCAUGUCACCUUAACGUCUGUCAAAAAGUUGUCAAAAAACUGUACAAUCAGCAAAAUUGAAUUAGAAAUAGCCAAGUAUGUAAAUGCUUAUUUGCAUUUGGAGACUUGUUAUAUGGCACCUAGCCAAAGGGAAGAAACUUUAAUGUCC
Molecule: messenger RNA, 922 nt
Organism: Olea europaea var. sylvestris
Lineage: Eukaryota; Viridiplantae; Streptophyta; Magnoliopsida; Lamiales; Oleaceae
Product: vacuolar iron transporter homolog 2-like
Exons: 2
Coding region: 63-716 (217 amino acids)
Biological process (GO): intracellular manganese ion homeostasis
Cellular component (GO): membrane
Molecular function (GO): manganese ion transmembrane transporter activity; iron ion transmembrane transporter activity
Source: RefSeq, a predicted model, not a curated record